Molecule: messenger RNA, 804 nt
Organism: Plasmodium gonderi
Lineage: Eukaryota; Apicomplexa; Aconoidasida; Haemosporida; Plasmodiidae
Product: variable surface protein
Exons: 3
Coding region: 1-804 (267 amino acids)
Source: RefSeq, a predicted model, not a curated record
AUGAUGGAUAAUAUUUUUUCAUCUAUAAUUUCAUUCCCAUUGUGUCAAAGUGCAUUAGAGGAGAGUAAAAAAAAGAUGUAUGAUGGGGAAAAAAAUAAAUGUCAGAAAGUUAACAUAAAUUAUUUCACAACUUCUAAUUCAAGCGAUAGAAAUAUAUGUCCAAUAUCUUUGUCUUAUUUGGAUCAUAUUAACCGUCAUCGAUAUGAUUUCACAAAUGAAGAGGCUUGCUAUUAUCUGUAUUAUUGGAUAUAUCAAGAACUUAAGUAUAAUUUUGAAACUGGCAAAAUCAAAAAAAUUUACGAUGAGAUUGUAGACCUGUAUUCUGAAGACCCUAACAAUGCUAUUAUAUGUAAAACAUAUAACAUUACUAGGGGUACUGAAGAUAAAAUAGACGACGUAAAAUAUCUGUAUGAAAUAUCUAGAUGUCUUAAAAUUACAAAAUAUAAUGAUAAAACAAAUGUAAACAGUGAAUUCUGUAAUACGUUAUUAAAUAAAAUAAAUGAAUACAAUGAAAUGAAUAGAAAUAUAGAUAAUGAUCCAAAAACACAAGAAAUAACACAACCCUAUAGAAAUGAUAUUCGAUCAGCUAUUAUAAUUCCAAUUCUUGUGGCAUUAAUAAUAACUCUAUUGUUCUUUAUUGCUUAUAAGUUUUAUCCAUUGUAUUCGCGCUUCCUUUAUCAAAUAAAAUAUAAAUUAAAUAAGAUACAUAACACAGAUGAAGAAAGAAAUAUGUUGGAAGAAUCUGAACAAUUGAGCAUUAUGGCAUGUAAUAAUAGAUAUAAUAUGUUAUAUUGCACAGAUUAA